AUGAUGCUGCGAAGUCUCGUAUGGGAAAGAGUUGUUCUCUUGCCCUUCGAGGGCACCCUUCCUUCCCCAAAGGCCAUUCCCAGCCUUAGGUCCCCCUGAGAAGGGUACGCAGGUGUACCCGGGGGUUACUCUGUCAAUCAGACGCCACCCCCAUUGUUUCGACAGCAAGGUGGAGUCGCCCAAAACGUGUCUGCAAAUGAUAUGAGCAAGCAAGCCAUUCAUUCCUCCCAGCCCCCUCUUGGGAACACCCCAAAUCAAUUUUCAACACAACCACCUGGAUCAAUGAUGUUCAAUCAGAGGCAGCCUGGACCACGAACACAUGCCCAUCCCCAGUUUUAUCCAUCGGCAAAUGGGGCACCACGUCAUCUGCAACCAGGACCACAGGUCCAGCAGAUCAGAAUGAAUCAUCAGCAGUUGUCUGCAUUCAGUAUGGCGGCUGGAUUGCCAUACGGACUGCCAGGGACUAACAGUGGGCCUCAGGUCACUCUCAUUCCUGCCCCACAAAUCCCUGUCAAUUUUGGUGGUGCAGGAGCUCGGCAGCAUCUGCCCAAUCCAGGAGGCUUUCCUUCGGCAUCAACAUUUUUAUUCAAUCCCACUCCUCGGUUUCAACAGCAAUAUGCACUCUACCCCCCUCAGAAUGUGAUAUAUCAAAACCAGAUACAAGCACAGGCAGGGCUGACCAUGAAUGCAACACAGCAGCAAGUCCCCCCUGGUGCUGCUUCACAGGCUCCUCCUGUUCCCAGUGCUCCAAAGGAGGUUCAACGACACAGAAACCGACUGGCUAUCAUUGACCCAGAGACAGGUCGCAAUGUCCUUGAUGAUGUUGAAAGUGAUAAUGCAGCUCAGCGUGGGAUUAGCACAAUUGAUGGAGCUGCUUCAAUCCCCUCAAGUGAAAUGCAGCAGUCUCUCAGGGAUUCUCAUUCUCGGGAAACUCCAAUCUCGGAAGGAGAGGUGGUGCAAAUGAGUGAAGGGAAUGAUGUGCCUGCCCAGUUUGCUACUCAGGUGGCACAGGCAGCUCUGGGUUCAAGACCUAUGGAUUAUGAGAAGCCUGGGGCUGAAGCAGGAAGGGGUGCUCUUACAUCCACUAUCUCUAAGGGAGUGGUGGAGCCACCUCCUCCGUCCAGAUCCCCUUCUCACGUGGUCAUGCCUCCUGCUUCAGAGAGUGAAGGUGAGACGAAAGUGUCGGAGGAUGUGCCUCAGUCUCAGCCUCAGCUGCAGCCAGAUGCUAGGAUAUCAGAGCCCAGCAGUAGCCCAGUGACACCUGAAGUGACUUCAGCAAGUGACAUGCCAGAACCUGAGAAUAUUGAAACAGAACCUCCAAAUGAAGAAGUGGAGCCUCUGAAAUCAGAAGAACUUAUAAAUUCAGAGGAUCCUCUGAAACCAGAGGUCUCAGAGGUGAUUCCAGAUGAGCCUGCUGUCCUUGCAAUGCCUGAGCCGAAAGUGGAGGCUCCUAAGACUCCAGAGCCUGAACCUCCACAACCCGAGAUUGAAGAAGCAGAUGCUAGCAUAGCUGAUGGCGGAAAGGCAACCCAGAAGCCGAAGAGUAAGGCAAAGCAAAAGCACAGGGAGCUUAAUCAAAAGUGGGAAGAGAAGAGAGGUGAUGUGAUGGAAGGAGAUUUGGAUGCCUUCGUGACAGUAUCUCCUGUUGCUUCCCCAUCACCCCCUGUUCCUUCUGCACCAGCUCCAGCCUUGGAAUCAGGGCCUGUGAAUGAUCUACACUGCACAAAGGCUGAACUAGAGGAUGAGCUUGAGGAAGGAGAAAUUCCAGAUGAGGAAGAUGCAGUUGAGAAGGAAAAAGUUCUGGCCAAGAAUGCUGAAAAUGCCAAGAAGGCUGUGGAAGCUGAUUUGGACCAGAAGUCUCCUGUGAUCUAUGCAAAACUGGACUACAAGGAGGGCCAGUGGAGCCCAGAAAAUCCCGACGGUCGCAAAGUUUACGAUCGUGGUUUUCUCCUAGCUCUUCAAGAAGUUCCCAUCAGCCUCAAGAAGCCUGAGGGUCUUCCCAACUUGGAUGUGAUUAAGGACCGAGCUGCCCCACAUGCCAAGCAAUUGAUGGCGAAAUCACCUCGACAGGGGCAGUUCAACACAUUCAGUGGCAACAAAUUUGAUAUGGACUUCACUCCUGUUUACCUCAAGUCUCCUGCAAAUAGAGGGCAACAGGGAUUGCUUAAGGGCCGAGGAAGCAUUGGACGUGGGACUAAGGCUCCACCAAAAGUGAUAGACAUCAAGCUCUCAUUGAGUGAAAAGGUCGAACUGCAUGCAGCUGAGAAUGCAUGGAAACCUAAGUUGAAGAGGCCAGCAGUUGAAGUAAAUGAACCAGCAAAAGAAGACCUCGCCAAGAAGGUUAGAGGGAUCCUGAACAAACUCACCCCUGAAAAAUUUGAGACAUUGGUGAACCAGGUCCGGGAUCUCCCCAUUGACACCAAGGAUAAAUUGGAAGGUGUCAUUGAUCUUGUCUUUGACAAGGCAGUGGAUGAGCCCAACUUUGCAAAUGCCUAUGCAAGCAUGUGCCAAACCCUGGCAAAGACAAUUCAAGUGCCCCUGGAACCUACUCAAGGAACAACAACCCAAGCAAACCCAGGAGUUAAUUUCCGCAAGGUCCUCCUUGUCAAGUGCCAGCAGGAAUUUGAAGCUGAAAGUCAUAGUGACAGUCUUAGGGAAAAGAGACAAGCUGAGAUUGAUGCUGCUGAAACUGAGGAAAAGAAGAAAGAAUUACAAGUGGAUCUUGAAGAACAAGAAAGGUUGAUUCGUCGAAGAUACCUUGGCAUUAUUAGGUUCAUUGGAGAAUUGUUCAAGCUUGGGAUGCUGACAGUGAAGAUCAUGCAUGAGUGCGUGCAGCGGCUUUUCUCUGGGUGGGCCAAGAGUCAUGAUGAAGAUUCUCUUGAGUGCCUGUGCAAGCUGCUCUCAACAAUUGGGAAGCAGAUGGAAGAUUCAGGCAUGGCAAUGAAAGGUGGAUCUUCCAGUGUCAAUUCUGACAUGCACCGUGACCAGAUGAACUCCUACUUCAAGACAAUUGACAAGAUAGUGAAGGGGCGAUCGACAAGUAGUCGGGUGAGGUUCAUGUUGCAAGAUGUGAUUGAGCUGCGUGAGAAUGGGUGGCGACCACGUCGAGAGGACAACAAUCCAAAGCGCAUUGAUCAGAUUAGACAAGAAGCAAAGUUAGAGGAGCUCCAGAAGACUGUGGAGCUUUCUCAGCAGGGACCAAUACCAAGGAAACGCCCUGAUGACAUGAGGAGAUCUAGAGGCUUGGAGGAUAGUGGAUGGAGUACUGUUGGGAAAUCAAAACCCUUCCAGAAGGAAGUUGAUACAAAACGCAUAACCAAUCUUGUCAAAGGGUCACAGAUGGAGGAUAUCCGGUUAGGACCAGGUAUUAUGACCUGGAGCCAUGGGAGCCGUGGUGGACUUCGCCCAGGCAUGUCAGCCCUGACUCCAGGAGCCGAUAAUGCAGAAGUGCGACCCAUGGUGCCCAUGUCAAUGGCUGGAGCAGCUCCUUCUAACCCAAACCGUUUUUCAGCUCUCUCUACGUCUCCUGAAGCACCCCCCCUCAUGGACAAGCGUUCUUUUGCUGCACCUGGUCGGUCAGCAUCUCAGGGCAGAGAAGGACCUUUGUCUGUCCCCACACGAAUGGAGAAGGCCUUGGAUGAUAAGGCCAAGGCUCUACGGGCAGUUCAGCAACAGUUUGCCAAACCUCCAGAAUCUUUGCGCCCCUCCCGUAGUCAGGGCUCCUCACAAGAGAGCUCCCGGACAAGGGAAGGUAGUGGGACUCGAGGUCCAUUUCAGACCCCAGCAGCCCAGGCACGGAUAGCCGCCCCAAGUGCUCCUCCUGAGAUUGCACUUAUGGGUAAAGAUACCCUCUCAGAGGAACAACAGGCUAGUCUGGAAGAGCGGGCCAUAGCUCUGAUUGACCAAUACCUUCAUGACUGUGAUGAAACUGAAGUGAAAAGUUGGGUGAUAAAAGAAUUCCAUGAAAGGACAAUUCACCUGUUUGUGAAGACGGCUAUUAACCGAAUCUUGGAGCGGAGCACAGAAAGUCGCCACCUUGUUGGCGGAUUGCUCAGUCAUCUAGUCAAGUGGAAGGUCGUCUCUGUUGACCUGUAUGUGAAGGGCCUCAGGGAAAUCCUUGAAGUCUCAGACGAUCUGUCUAUUGAUGUUGGAAAAUAUUUCUGGGACUAUUUGGGAGAAAUAAUUGGUCCCAUGUUCCAUGAUGGGUGCUUAAAUAUGAGCUUCCUAAAGCAGGCAAGUGAGCCUUGCAUAUCUGCUGGCAAAGGAGGCGAACUCCUGUCCGGUGUAUUGCGUUCCCUCUCCAAGAACUCUGGCCAUGCAAUAGCUAGGAAGAGAUGGAAAGAGUCUCAACUGGAUCUGAGGGAUUUCCUUCCUGAGAAUGAGUCCGUUUCAGACUACAUAAAGAGCCACAACUUGGCCUUCCUGGAAGAGGACAAAGAUGACGUUCUGCCCUUGGACAAGAUCUUUGAACAGCUGGAUAAGAUGCUUAAGGAAGGGGCCUCAAAUGAAGAAGUUUUUGAUUGGAUAGAUAGGCAUUUGGAGAAGAAAGAUAUGGAAGAUCAUGCAUUCAUCCGUGCCUUGAUGACCUCCAUUGCAGAAAGUGCAAUUCAAAAAGAGGACGGGACAUGUAAGCUUUUGGAAGAGCAGCUGCGGACAAGGAGGACACUGUUGCACCGCUUCUUGGACACCAAGGAAGAAUUAGAAAUUCAGAGUCUCUAUGCCCUGCAAAGGCUUAUGGUCAAACUCAACCAUCCCCAGAAACUUCUUCAUGCCUUCUUUGAAAUCUUGGUGGACGUGAUAAGUGAAGAGGCCUUCUUGAAGUGGGAAAAUUCUGAUGAUCCCAAGGAGCUAGAGGGCAAGGGUGUUGUGCUCAAGUCUGUGACUCAGUUCCUCACCUGGCUCAAAGAGGCUGAAUAUGAUGAAGAUGAGGCUGAGGACUCAACCAGUGCUGCUUCUUCCUCUGAUGCUGCUGCCACCGCCAUUCAUCAGCAUCCUCCGUCCUCAUAAUGAUGAGAAAGGAAAAAAAAAGGAAAAAACCAUGAUCAUCAUCUCUCCCCUUCAAUGUCCUUCCAGUUCCUGCCGACGAAGAUACAUUGAUUCUCCUCUGCCCUCACUUACUCUGUCUUGCUGUAGAUGGUUUUUGGUAUGGUUUUGGUUAGGAAAGAAACUUGCUGGGAGGGGGGAGGUGAACAGUGAAAGUUAUGAUGUUGUGACUGGGGGGAGGAGGCUUGAUAUACGAUCUUGUUCAUAAUGUAAUGUGUUAUAUUAUGAUAAGGGUUUAUGAAGAUGAUGGUCAUGAUACUGUUGCUGAUAGAAACACACCCCAAUGAGCACAGGAAGAAAUUGCUUGGUUCUGCUGCUGCUCCUCAUGCUGUUCGUUGCUGAUGGGCAAAUUUCCUUUUUUCCCAUCCCAUAUCAUCCCUCAUUUUUGUUCAUUUUCUUUUGUUGUUGCCAUGUUGUUCUUUGGACUUUUUUUUGGGGAGGAGUCUAAUUGAUCCAUGCCUGCCUGCUAUCGCUCAUCAACAUUGUUGAACUGAUUUUUUCAAGACUACUAUGCAUCAGGAGGGGAGAAAAUGAGGACUUGCAUGGUCUUUCCCCUUCCAGAGAAGAAAAGGACGAUGUUGUCCCAAGGAGACUUUCUGCUCCUUGCAAGAAAACCAUGGAAGUGCGGACCUGUGGCUCCUAUUAUCGAAUUUUCUUGAUUCAUGCUGAUGAAUAUUAUGAGAAGGGAAGAAAGCAUUAUAAAAGCUCCAAUAAAUCGCAAAGUUGUACAA
Messenger RNA from Darwinula stevensoni, 5774 nucleotides. The record is from the annotation of a GenBank genome assembly. Lineage: Eukaryota; Metazoa; Arthropoda; Ostracoda; Podocopida; Darwinulidae.